AUGGUGUUCCUUCAGGAAUUCAACCAUCCUGCCACGUUUGACGAAGCUGAAGCUCUGUGUAAUUCUGAGGGCGGACAUCUUGCUUCGAUUCAUAGCAGCGAAGAAAAUGACUUCGUUUAUGUCAAGUUGCGACCUGCCUACUCCGACUUCGUUUGGAUUGGUCUACACCAAGCGCACUGGCCUGCGAGCAAAGCAUGGACAUGGACCGACGGAACUCCCUUCGAUUUCCACAUUUGGUCUGUUGGCGAACCAAACGACUAUAAACAUGCGGAACACUGCGCUCAGGUGGCUUCGUUCUAUGACAUUAGCGUUUUCUUUCACAAAUUCUAU
Molecule: messenger RNA, 330 nt
Organism: Ostertagia ostertagi
Lineage: Eukaryota; Metazoa; Nematoda; Chromadorea; Rhabditida; Trichostrongylidae
Source: the annotation of a GenBank genome assembly